AUGAUAGCGAUAAAACUUAUAGUUUUAUCUUUGGCUUGCCUUAGUGCAGCUGCCGUAUCUCCUGUGGAGCCAGGCAAAAGGAAUACCAUAUUUGCAGAUGAACGUUUUGAAGGCGAAGUUUUUGAGAAUGUCGAUGCUUUUGACAACAUUGAGCUGACCCCUAGUAAUAUCGGUGUUUCACCCUAUAGACUGCCCACUACAACGGCCCCCAUAAGCUAUGAUUUGACUUGGAGGAUUCAGUUCGAACCUUAUAGAGUCUAUUCUGGCUCAGUUGCUAUAACGCUUGUAGCAACACAACCAAAUGUUAACCAAAUUGUCAUCCACAGUGAUAACACUGUAAAUUCUAAUACGGUUCUUAGACGGGGUCAACAGGUGAUCCCUACUACGCCUUCAGUUCAGAAAGAUUACCAAUUCUAUAUUGUAACACUUAAUGAUGGUUACCUUCAGUAUAAUGAGACCGAUCCUUAUGAAUAUGUGCUAAGCAUCGAAUUUACCGGAGGUUUCCGAAACGAUAUGUAUGGAAUCUAUGAAAGUUGGUUUAAAGAUACACCUCAAGACUCUAAGCAGUGGAUGGCUACAACUCAGUUCCAAGCAACUUCAGCUCGCCACGCAUUUCCUUGUUACGAUGAACCCAGUUUCAAAGCUAGAUUCACCGUUCACAUUCAGCGUCCAUAUGGCUAUAAGAGUUGGUUCUGCACUAAAGUUAAUGUAUCUUCCGUGCCUAUAUCUGGCCUCCUUAACUUUCAAGAGGACAUAUAUACUGAAACUCCAGUAAUGUCAACUUAUCUUCUUGCUUUGAUCGUUGCUAAAGAUUAUGAUAGUAGAGAUAAUGGUAAUCAAGAUAAAUUUCACGAAGUAAUAGCAAGGACAAGUGCAAUUGCUGCAAAUCAAGGAGACUAUGCUUUGACGACCGGUCAAGCUCUUCUAGAAAAGAUGAGUGAAAUCACACAAUAUGACUUUUAUGAACAAAGUUCGAAUCUUAAGAUGACUCAGGCCGCUAUUCCCGAUUUUGGAGCUGGCGCUAUGGAGAAUUGGGGACUAUUGACUUACAGGGAAGCUUAUCUGCUGUCUAAUCCAUUGGAAACGAGCAGUCACUUCAAACAGAUCAUCGCUUACAUUCUCUCACACGAAAUCGCUCACAUGUGGUACGGGAAUCUUGUCACAAACGACUGGUGGGACGUCCUAUGGUUGAAUGAAGGCUUUGCAAGAUACUACCAGUACUUUUUGACGAACGAGGUGGAGGAGAUGGGUUUUGACAUUCGUUUCGUUCCAGAGCAAGUGCAUACGUCUUUGCUAUCUGAUUCUGCUAACAACCCGCAUCCCCUGACCAACCCUGGUGUUGGCAGUCCAGCUUCUGUUAGUGCUAUGUUUUCGACCAUCACUUACAAUAAAGGUGCAGCAGUCAUCAGAAUGACAGAACAUCUCCUUGGUAGACAGAUUCAUGACGAAGGUCUCGCACAAUAUUUAAAAGAUAAUCAAUUCAAAACAACAAAACCUGAAGAUCUGUUUAAAGCUCUAAAUGACGCAGGAUUGAGAAAUGGGGCUUUCACUAACUAUGGUCCAUCAUUCGAUUUUGUGGAAUAUUAUAAGAGCUGGACUGAACAGGCCGGUCACCCCAUCCUGAACGUGCAUAUUAAUCAACAAACGGGACAAAUGACUAUUCAUCAGCGACGUUUCAAUAUCAACACUGGAUAUUCGCUUCACAAUACAUUGUAUGUUAUUCCAAUUACUUUUACAACUGGAUUUGACAGAGAAAAUUUCGCGAACACGAAGCCAACUCAUAUUAUUAAAGAUGCCAUUACUGUCAUUGACCGCGGCGUUUAUUCUGAUCAUUAUACUAUCUUCAAUAACCAACAAACAGGUUUCUAUAGAGUUAACUAUGAUGACUACUCAUGGAAUUUAAUUGCAUUGGCAUUAAGAGAUGAAAAUGAGAACAAAGCGAUACACGAGUUAAACAAAGCUCAGAUUGUAAAUGACGUGUUCUCGUUUGCUCGAGCCGGUAUUAUGCGAUAUGACCGUGCAUUGCAUAUUCUCUCAUUCCUUGAGAGAGAAACCGAUUAUGCUCCGUGGGCUGCGGCUAUUACUGGUUUCAAUUGGCUUAGAAACCGCCUCGUUGGACACCCGUUAGAAGCAAAUCUCAAUGCAUUGAUUCAGAGUUGGGCAAAAAAAGCGAUGGACGAACUUACUUAUGAACCCAUUAAUGACUUAUUCAUGGACAGAUACUUCCGAUUCCAACUUGCUCCAUUAAUGUGUAACGUGGGAGCUGAUGAAUGCAAAACGAAAGCAAAGUCAUUAUUUGACGGUCUAAAAGCGAAUCCUUCAGUGGCUGUGGACAGAGACAGUCGCAGCUGGGUCUACUGCAAUGGUCUUCGCCAAGGUAAUAGUGCAGACUUCGAUUUCCUGUGGCAAAGAUUCCUAAACGAGAAUCUCUACACAGAGAAGAUUUUACUUCUACAGAUUCUUGGUUGCACUCCUGUGAAGGACUCGAUUGAAAAAUUCUUAACCGAGAUCCUUCGAAACGAGGAUCAGGUCGUGCGUGCUCAAGACUAUAACACCGCCAUCAACUCGGCUGUCACAGGCAAUGAAGCAAAUACACAGAUUGUCCUCAAUUAUUUCAAGAAUCCCACCAACUUGCAAGCCUUGCGUGAUGCAUACAGAGACGACUUGAGAUCCCCAUUAAUGUACAUCAGCGCCAGAUUGAGGAAUGCAGAUGAAGUCGAAGACUUCAAGAAAUGGGUGGAGAGCAUUACCGAUUUACCACACGCCAACGCGAUACUCAAUGAAGCGGAGGAGACUCUCAAAAGUUUUGAUUUAGUCGAUAGUAUCACUAAUGCUUUGGAUGACUACUUUAGUCCAAGCGGAAAUGAUCCCAUUUCGACCAGCACCAUCCUUCCGAGUACUUUGCCGCCCACAUCGACGGUGACCGCACCAUCUUUAGAACAGCCGACUACUCCAGAUCUUCCCGACUCUGCUGUUACAGGCGUCGUAUCCGUCUUCCUUUUAACUUUAGCGGGUAUAGCUCACCUUAUUCUAUAA
Spodoptera littoralis (African cotton leafworm) is the source of this 3036-nucleotide messenger RNA. The record is from the annotation of a GenBank genome assembly. Lineage: Eukaryota; Metazoa; Arthropoda; Insecta; Lepidoptera; Noctuidae.